Ylistrum balloti is the source of this 2171-nucleotide messenger RNA. Its product is annotated as polyubiquitin-C-like. The record is from RefSeq and is a predicted model, not a curated record. Gene Ontology annotation, cellular component: nucleus; cytoplasm. Gene Ontology annotation, biological process: modification-dependent protein catabolic process; protein ubiquitination. NCBI's taxonomy places the organism in Eukaryota, Metazoa, Mollusca, Bivalvia, Pectinida, Pectinidae. Gene Ontology annotation, molecular function: protein tag activity; ubiquitin protein ligase binding.
UAAAUGACAAGUACGCCAUCUUUUUUGUUAUUCAAGCAGCAGACUUCGUACAGUGAACACAUAUCGUUGACUGCACAGAUAUCCCUAUCAAGAUGCAGAUCUUUGUCAAGACAUUGACAGGAAAGACCAUCACACUUGAGGUGGAGCCAUCAGACAGUAUUGAAAAUGUGAAAGCCAAGAUCCAGGACAAAGAAGGAAUUCCCCCAGAUCAGCAGCGUCUCAUCUUUGCCGGUAAACAGCUGGAAGAUGGACGUACAUUGUCUGACUACAACAUUCAGAAGGAAUCCACACUCCACUUGGUGUUGCGUCUCCGAGGAGGUAUGCAGAUCUUUGUCAAGACAUUGACAGGAAAGACCAUCACACUUGAGGUGGAGCCAUCAGACAGUAUUGAAAAUGUGAAAGCCAAGAUCCAGGACAAAGAAGGAAUUCCCCCAGAUCAGCAGCGUCUCAUCUUUGCCGGUAAACAGCUGGAAGAUGGACGUACAUUGUCUGACUACAACAUUCAAAAGGAAUCCACACUCCACUUGGUAUUGCGUCUCCGAGGAGGUAUGCAGAUCUUUGUCAAGACAUUGACAGGAAAGACCAUCACACUUGAGGUGGAGCCAUCAGACAGUAUUGAAAAUGUGAAAGCCAAGAUCCAGGACAAAGAAGGAAUUCCCCCAGAUCAGCAGCGUCUCAUCUUUGCCGGUAAACAGCUGGAAGAUGGACGUACAUUGUCUGACUACAACAUUCAGAAGGAAUCCACACUCCACUUGGUGUUGCGCCGAGGAGGUAUGCAGAUCUUUGUCAAGACAUUGACAGGAAAGACCAUCACACUUGAGGUGGAGCCAUCAGACAGUAUUGAAAAUGUGAAAGCCAAGAUCCAGGACAAAGAAGGAAUUCCCCCAGAUCAGCAGCGUCUCAUCUUUGCCGGUAAACAGCUGGAAGAUGGACGUACAUUGUCUGACUACAACAUUCAGAAGGAAUCCACACUCCACUUGGUAUUGCGUCUCCGAGGAGGUAUGCAGAUCUUUGUCAAGACAUUGACAGGAAAGACCAUCACACUUGAGGUGGAGCCAUCAGACAGUAUUGAAAAUGUGAAAGCCAAGAUCCAGGACAAAGAAGGAAUUCCCCCAGAUCAGCAGCGUCUCAUCUUUGCCGGUAAACAGCUGGAAGAUGGACGUACAUUGUCUGACUACAACAUCCAGAAGGAAUCCACACUCCACUUGGUGUUGCGUCUCCGAGGAGGUAUGCAGAUCUUUGUCAAGACAUUGACAGGAAAGACCAUCACACUUGAGGUGGAGCCAUCAGACAGUAUUGAAAAUGUGAAAGCCAAGAUCCAGGACAAAGAAGGAAUUCCCCCAGAUCAGCAGCGUCUCAUCUUUGCCGGUAAACAGCUGGAAGAUGGACGUACAUUGUCUGACUACAACAUUCAGAAGGAAUCCACACUCCACUUGGUAUUGCGUCUCCGAGGAGGUAUGCAGAUCUUUGUCAAGACAUUGACAGGAAAGACCAUCACACUUGAGGUGGAGCCAUCAGACAGUAUUGAAAAUGUGAAAGCCAAGAUCCAGGACAAAGAAGGAAUUCCCCCAGAUCAGCAGCGUCUCAUCUUUGCCGGUAAACAGCUGGAAGAUGGACGUACAUUGUCUGACUACAACAUUCAGAAGGAAUCCACACUCCACUUGGUGUUGCGUCUCCGAGGAGGUAUGCAGAUCUUUGUCAAGACAUUGACAGGAAAGACCAUCACACUUGAGGUGGAGCCAUCAGACAGUAUUGAAAAUGUGAAAGCCAAGAUCCAGGACAAAGAAGGAAUUCCCCCAGAUCAGCAGCGUCUCAUCUUUGCCGGUAAACAGCUGGAAGAUGGACGUACAUUGUCUGACUACAACAUUCAGAAGGAAUCUACACUCCAUUUGGUAUUGCGUCUCCGAGGAGGAAACUAAAAAAAAACUGCUUGUCUCGCUUUGGUAUUCUAAAACACUUCUUUUAAAUUUGAUUAAUCAUGCUAAACAUUAUUGAAUUAAGCAAAGGACAUUUAUGAUACUGAGAUGAAGAACUACUUAAUUGCCCCCUUCGUUGCAAGAGAAAUGAUAAGUUAUUUGGAUAAUUGAGACUGGUUUUUAGUUAAAAUUUAACAUUCGUAAAAUUUGUUCUAGAUAAUUGUACCAUACCAGUAAACAAUUUAAAGAAAUAAA